AUGGAGCCAGCUGGUUUGAUAGCAAUUAUGGGAGGGACUGGGGUCGGGAAAUCGACGGUAUGGUUCAUCAACACCAUCAUCGGCAGGGACGUUGCAUAUGUUGGACAUAGCUUGGAGUCGGGAACCACGGAGGUUCAAGAAUACGAAUUCUCGAUGCCCAAUGGCAUUCGUGUGACCCUCGUCGACACUCCAGGUUUCGAUGACUAUCAGGAAUAUGGUAGUAGAUCCGACCUAGUGAUUUUGAAAGAAAUUGGCGCCUAUCUCAAAGCGAGAUAUGACGAGCAACGCAAGUUGUCUGGCAUUAUAUAUUUGCAUAACAUCUGUGAUCCGAAAGUUGACGGUUCUUCGCAGCGAACUAUGAUGAUGUUCAAGAAAUUAUGCGGAGCCGACUCUCUGAAUAAUGUCGUUGUCGUCACCACAUUUUGGGACGAAGUAGAUUUGACGGAAGGUGCCGAAUUCGAAACAGUCCUGAAGACCAAGGAUAGAUUUUUUAAAGGACUCGUUGACGGUGGUUGCAGAUUCGCUCGCUCUGGAAGAUAUCCUGCGGGAGAGACCCCCAAAGGUCCAGAGUUCCCCCCUCCAAUCUCUAUCGUCUCCGACCUCCUCGCGCUUAAUCCCGUCUUUGUCGAGAUGCAGAAGGAGCUCGCCGAGGGUAAGACUGUGGAGAAGACUUCUGCUGGCGCGGAGCUGUACAAGGAAAUUCAAGAAUUUAAGCGUCAACAUAAGAAGGUCGUUAUCGAUUUGAGCCUAAGAAUUACAGAGAUGAAAUCCACCAACGCCAGAGACAAAGCAGCGAGGGAGGCGUUGGAAGACGAAAGCAAAGUGUCGAUAGCGCAGCUUGAGAAAGUCAGGACUACAAUGCAGUUAAAACGAGAACAGGAGGCAUUGGCGAAGCAAAAGGAACUCGAACUGGCUAACCUCCGUCGUAUUGAGCUGCAACAUGAAUUUGAGCUUCUGAAAACUCUACAUACCAAGGAAACCCUUGAAUGUCGAUUCCAGAUCCGAUGCCUGUUCGACGCCAGCUUUGAUGAUGCACAGCAAAGAUCACGGCUUGAGAAAACUUGCGAAGGUCUCAGAGCUACCGUGUCUGAGUUAUCUCAAUCCCUACGGGAGACGAAAGAGGAGCUCCAAGCGAAAGUGAAUACACACGACAAGACGCUUUCUGAUCUUACGGAGGCAAAAUCGAAGAUAGCCCACUUGGAGUCGCAACUAAAGAUAUCGCAGGAAGCGCAGGAGAAAAUGGCAUUUGAGAUCAGCGGAUCUCAGUCGGCUCGCGCACAAUCGCCUCAGUCUUCAUCCUUGCGUGGUACAAUUUUGAGCCUCUUUUCAUCACGAUAA
Laccaria bicolor S238N-H82 is the source of this 1338-nucleotide messenger RNA. RefSeq lists its product as uncharacterized. The transcript has 5 exons. Bases 1 to 1338 code for a protein of 445 amino acids. The record is from RefSeq and is a predicted model, not a curated record. Lineage: Eukaryota; Fungi; Basidiomycota; Agaricomycetes; Agaricales; Hydnangiaceae. Gene Ontology annotation, molecular function: GTP binding.